AUGGCAAGGGACAGCUGCUUGGCUCGAGUCACCGCUGGCGUUGCCGUUGGUGGUGCUGUUGGCGGCGCCGUCGGUGCUGUUUAUGGGACUUAUGAAGCUAUUAGAAAUAGGGUUCCUGGACUUCUGAAAGUAAGGUAUAUUGGGCGAACUACAGUUGGAAGUGCUGCAAUAUUUGGUCUCUUCUUGGGGGCCGGGAGCUUGAUACAUUGUGGAAAGUCUUACUGA
Molecule: messenger RNA, 225 nt
Organism: Dovyalis caffra
Lineage: Eukaryota; Viridiplantae; Streptophyta; Magnoliopsida; Malpighiales; Salicaceae
Source: the annotation of a GenBank genome assembly